CUAGAGAGGGCGGGCCCGCGCACGCGCUGUGUCUGAGUUUUGGGGUUCCGGAAAUGUGACUCUGAGAAAUGAGAUGGAGAAGUACGAGCGGAUCCGAGUGGUGGGCAGAGGUGCCUUCGGGAUUGUUCACCUGUGCCUUCGCAAGGCUGACCAGAAGCUGGUGAUCAUCAAGCAGAUCCCAGUGGAGCAGAUGACCAAGGAAGAGAGGCAGGCAGCCCAGAAUGAGUGCCAGGUCCUCAAGCUGCUCAACCACCCCAAUGUCAUUGAGUACUACGAGAACUUCCUGGAGGACAAGGCUCUCAUGAUCGCCAUGGAAUAUGCACCAGGUGGCACCCUGGCUGAGUUCAUCCAGAAGCGCUGUAAUUCCCUGCUGGAGGAGGAGACCAUCCUGCACUUCUUUGUGCAGAUCCUGCUGGCGCUGCAUCACGUGCACACCCACCUCAUCCUGCACCGGGACCUCAAGACCCAGAACAUCCUUCUAGACAAACACCGCAUGGUCGUCAAGAUUGGUGACUUCGGCAUCUCCAAGAUCCUCAGCAGCAAGAGCAAGGCCUACACGGUGGUGGGUACUCCAUGCUACAUUUCCCCUGAACUGUGUGAGGGCAAGCCCUACAACCAGAAGAGUGACAUCUGGGCCCUGGGCUGUGUCCUAUAUGAGCUGGCCAGCCUCAAGAGGGCCUUUGAGGCUGCGAACCUGCCAGCGCUGGUGCUGAAGAUCAUGAGCGGCACCUUUGCGCCCAUCUCUGACCGGUACAGCCCUGAGCUCCGCCAGCUGGUUCUGAGUCUUCUCAGCCUGGAGCCUGCACAGCGGCCACCGCUCAGCCACAUCAUGGCGCAGCCCCUCUGCAUCCGGGCGCUCCUCAGCCUCCACACCGACCUGGGCAGCGUCCGCAUGCGGAGGGCAGAGAAGCCCCCGGCCACCGGGCCACCCAUGGCCCCCGGCAGCACAGGGGGCAGGACCACCAGUGGCCGUUGCAGAGGUGUUCCCCGGGGACCUGCCCGGCCGGCCAUUCCACCGCCCCUGUCAUCGGUGUACGUGUGGGGUGGCGGGCUCAGUGUGCCGCUGCGGCUGCCAAUGCUCAACACAGAGGUGGUCCAGGUGGCAGCGGGGCGCACGCAGAAGGCUGGCGUCACGCGCUCUGGGCGCCUCAUACUUUGGGAGGCCCCGCCCCUAGGCGCUGGAGGGGGCCCCCUCCUCCCUGGGGCGGUGGAGCAGCAGCAGCCCCAGUUCAUCUCCCGUUUCCUGGAGGGCCAGUCGGGUGUGACUAUCAAGCAUGUGGCCUGUGGGGACCUCUUCACGGCCUGCCUGACUGACCGAGGCAUCAUCAUGACCUUUGGCAGUGGCAGCAAUGGGUGCCUAGGCCAUGGCAGCCUCAAUGACAUCAGCCAGCCCACCAUUGUGGAGGCCCUGCUGGGCUAUGAGAUGGUGCAGGUGGCCUGUGGGGCGUCUCAUGUGCUGGCCUUGUCCACUGAGAGAGAACUAUUUGCCUGGGGCCGCGGAGAUGGUGGCCGGCUGGGACUAGGCAACAGGGAGUCCCACAGCUGCCCCCAGCAGGUACCCAUGCCCCCAGGACAGGAAGCCCAGCGGGUUGUAUGUGGCAUUGACUCCUCCAUGAUCCUCACUGUGCCCGGCCAAGCCCUGGCCUGUGGGAGCAACAGGUUCAACAAGCUGGGCCUGGACCAUCUCUCCCUAGGGGAGGAGCCUGCCCCACACCAGCAAGUGGAGGAGGCCCUGAGCUUCACACCACUAGGUUCUGCACCCCUGGACCGCGAGCCCCUGCUGAGCGUGGACCUGGGCACUGCUCAUUCAGCUGCUGUAACUGCCUCUGGUGACUGCUAUACAUUCGGCAGCAAUCAGCAUGGGCAGUUGGGUACCAUCGCUCGCCGGGUCAGCCGGGUACCUUGUCAGGUCCAAGGCCUCCAGGGAAUCAAGAUAGCAAUGGUGGCCUGUGGGGAUGCCUUCACUGUGGCCAUUGGGGCAGAAAGUGAAGUGUACUCUUGGGGCAAAGGGGCCCGAGGUCGACUGGGAAGGAGGGAUGAGGAUGCUGGACUCCCUAGGCCAGUGCAGCUGGAUGAGACACACCCCUACACAGUGACUUCUGUGUCCUGUUGCCAUGGAAACACUCUCCUGGCUAUCCGCCCGGUCACAGAUGAGCCAGUCCCCCCUUGAGGCACCUGGAUACACCUCUGGACGACCCCAAUAUUGCUUCUCCUGUAAAUGUUCUUGAAAAGUGCAGGUGCCUCAGGCAUGACCAGCCCCCUGGAUUGUAUCAUCAAUGGGGUAUAAGAACCAGUAAAGCCCCUGCUCUGCCUUUGGCCCUGGAUAUGUAAAACUCAACCCACCCUAUUCCCCCAACGUCCCUCUUUCCCCUCCCCACCCCUUCUUAUCUUUAGUCAACGUCCCCAGCGUUCAGCCUGGCUAGAGUUGGAGGCCAGACGUAACUUUUGGAAGCAGGGAGGUCUCCAGAGCCUCUGCAGAAAAAGGCUGGAGGUAGCUGUGGCUCCACCUAGAUGCUGCCCCUUCCCCCAGCCCAGUUUGAAAAUAAGUCGCAGGUGUCUACUGGGAGCGCAGCUCAGUGCUUUGGAGUAAGGCAAGCUGGGGCCUGCCUGUUCUGGCCAUUCCAGAGGCCUAGCCCCUGCAUUGCCUGGGGCAGGGAGGUCCCGGGAGUGCUACCACCUGCCCCCACUCCUAUAUCCUGAGGCAGGGGUUUACACAAUCUGAGUGCCUCCCUUCCCCUGGGGGAGUGCAUGGGCUGCAGUAUACCGCAGAGGACAUCCCUGCUGAAGGUUGCCCUUAACCCCAUGCCAUUCCCCCAAAGCACGUUGGGAGAAAGGGUAGCUGGCUGGACCAGACUAGUUUCCCAGAUGACUGGGAAAUAGCGCCAAUAAAAAAUCAGCUGCC
This is a messenger RNA of Delphinapterus leucas (beluga whale), 2902 nucleotides long. It is a transcript of the gene NEK8, whose product is annotated as NIMA related kinase 8. Gene Ontology annotation, molecular function: ATP binding; protein kinase activity. Gene Ontology annotation, biological process: protein phosphorylation; animal organ morphogenesis. NCBI's taxonomy places the organism in Eukaryota, Metazoa, Chordata, Mammalia, Artiodactyla, Monodontidae. Gene Ontology annotation, cellular component: cilium. The record is from RefSeq and is a predicted model, not a curated record.